UUACUGAUUAUGGUGCUUAAAAUUCUAUAAAUCAGUCAUACUACUACUGCAAUAUGCAUGUUAACAUUGCAACACUGGAUUUAUUUAUCUAUCUAUUUAUUUAUUCUAACAUAACAACCACUUGUGGUAAGAUUCAGAUCAUGCUGGCUUUGAAUUUGUGAUUUUUUUCUCAGCAGUUUGGCUGUAAAGUUCAAGCAACAGAAGAAUAAAUAACCAGCAGCCCACACUGGAGGUUAAGGCCUUGAGUACCUGAGCAGUGAAGACACUGGUCCUCCUCACCAUCCAACACACACAAGCUUAAUGACGGAGAUAAAGAACCCACCCUGAGUGUAACCUGGAUAACCUCAGCUCUGGUGUUGUAGUUUAGGACGCAGGGGUUUAUGUUUAUGAGGUGGAGCAACAGAGACAGACAGAACACGAGCACCGACUUUGUGGGCCUGUGUGAUUAAAUACAACAGGGCAAGAUUUAUUUCCUUCUUUAUUUCUACUGAACACGUAAAACUAAGCUGCGGCUUCGACUGAGGAGCCACAUCUGGACCCUGCGGGACGUGCGUGAAAUCAUUUCUCUAUUCCUGCAAUUUACUGUAAUGCUUUGCAGAUGGCACAGUGUGUGUGUGUGUGUGUGUGUGUGUUUCAUGUAAUAACUCCUACAGUAGGAGCCGUGGAAAGGCAUGAGACUUUGUGGAGACUGCUAUCAAAAAGUAAACUGGACAAAAUACAUACGCAUGGCUCAACAAGUGGAACUUAAGUGUCCCCUGAGCUGAGGAUACUGAGGGUGGGGGUGGUUUUAGGAGACACGUGUGACUGCCUCAAGGCCUGUUUGCUGAACCUUUUUUUUUUUUUUUUUUUGAAGUCUAUACACCUUCAGCAUGAGAGUGAGUGACAUCACCACAAGGAGAAAUUUGUCCUGGUUUCAUUUAUUACUUCUUCUAUUUUUUUUUUACAAUUUCUCUGUCAACAUGUGGAGGGAACAGAAGCCCUGCAGGAACACAUGGGUCAGACUUAUAUAAACAUUAACGUGCUGUACACAACAGGCUUCAGGUUUCUGGAGAAUUCUGUGACGUGUGGCUAAAAGUACACUUCUGAGGUGACACGGUGCCUCAGAGCUAUCACCUUACUGCACCUUGUUGGGACUGGCUGACAUUGAAAUGGGCUGCCAGCUGCCGACGGGUAGUUUAUCACUGGUGUUAGGAAGUAUUCAAUGGCUUUCUCAGCUUGAGGAUGGCUCUGUGAAUGAAGACACCAUAUGUGCUAAUGUACACUGCACGUACACUGUGGAGGCUGUAGACAGUCUCUCAUAUGUCAGUGGAGAGAUCAUGUGUGUGAACAGAUUCAGGUUCAUUCAUACUACAAUAAUUUGCAACUGUUUACUCUGUCAUAGUUUAAAAGGAUGUCGUGUUUGAUUUGGUGUGAUCUGGUCCUCAAAUUAGCCCUGUUAAAGUGUGUGUAUUCAUGAUGCUGAGGCCUAUCAGCUUGCUCAUUUGCCUGCAGAGGAGCUGAUUAAAAUGCAUACUUCAAAAAAGCAAAGGUGUAAUUAAGAAACAGUCAUUCAAAUGAAAUGUAACAAAACCUCUCUGAACAGCAAAUAACAACCCAGUAGGCCUAAUGCAUCUUGUUUAAAACAGGUCGUGCAGGUAGGCAUUAAGAUAUAGCGAACUGAAAGGAGGCUGGAAUUUCUCUCCCGAGCACUCAGCCAAGCUGCAAGGUGAGUCGCUCUCUGCUCUCCGAGCCUGUGCAGGAGUGCGCUCUGCUGCUGCUGCUGCGGUGCGCCUCGCCUCGCCCCUCCCAUCUGGACUCCUGCUUAAACUCUCCUCUGUGCUCACCAAUAAAGCGCUUUUUGUCCAGGGAGGCAGCACUUGAGCGCAUUCCUUGACGUGGAGGUCGGUGUGUGUCUCCAAGGAUUUGAUGAAGACCGUUCGUUAUAAUUCUAAUACGUUCGCAGAAACUUAUUUUUUCUUCAGAGAGCGCGCACACACGGAAAACUACAAGGUCUUGGAGUUUUAUCGGCGAAGUGCUCCGUCUGGAUAAAGACACAAGCGCAGCUGCGCUCACAACUUUACGUCUUUGAAGUUGAGGGAAAAGAAGACCCGAAGAAAAGUGGAGCGAGAGUAGAGGAGGAAGUGUCUCCACUGGGCUGAGCAUGGAGAGGGAAAAAGUCUGCACCAUGAAGGUCUUUCUCACUCCGCUGAUGCCCUUUCUGCUCUUCCUCAUCCUUCCUGAUGGCACCUUGUCCAGCGAGUGCCCAGACGACUGCACCUGUUCCACUCCAGAAUCCAUCUUAUGUUUUCUGAGACGCUCCUCUACCAUCCCACAGGGAGUGCCCCCAGCUACAAAAAGUCUCUACCUCUUUGCCAACGGCAUUGAGGGCUUGACAGCUGAGGACUUUGAUGGUCUGGAGAACCUGGAGAUGCUGGACCUCAGUCAGAACAAACUGACUGAACUUGCUGAUAGGGUGUUUGAACCUUUGACCUCUUUGAGAAAUCUGGACUUGUCAUCUAAUCAGAUUACCCACAUUUCAGAGGAAUGCUUUCAGGGUAUGGCACUGCUUGAGCGCCUUUAUUUGUAUAGUAAUCUUAUUGAGACUAUCCACCCUGCGGCCUUUAAUGGCUUGGAUCACCUGCUGGAGCUCAAACUCCAGGGCAACCAGCUGACAUCCCUGCCUGCUCUCUCAAUGCCCCAACUGCUGCUGCUGGACCUUCGCUUUAAUGUCCUACCCACCUUGGGUCCAUCAGACCUCCAGACCCCAAACCUGGAGUCACUCAAAUUGGGUGGUGUGGGGCUCACCACCCUGGAUAAGGAGCUCAUAGGUAGUCUAAAGAAUCUCCACGAACUGGAUAUCUCAGGAAACCAACUUGAGACCUUCCCUGCUGCGCUGCAGGAGACACAUGGGCUGAUUCAUCUCAGCCUGGCUGGGAACCCGAUGGGUCCUCUUAAGGUUCAGGACUUGCAGAAUCUUGGAGAGCUGCAAGAGUUGGACAUUAGCAGCCUCAGUUUGCAGGGCCUCCCUGAGGAGUUCUCCCAACUCUUACCCCACCUCAGAAAGCUCACAGUAGCAGAGAACCCUUUCAACUGUCUCUGUAACUUAGCGUGGUUCCCAAGAUGGCUGAGAGACCAGAGCAUCACCCUGGAAAGGACAGAGGAGACUCGCUGCCAUUUUCCACCUGUAAAUGGUGGAAAGGUGUUGGAAAGACUGGAGUACAGGGAUUUUGGCUGUCCUACUACGACUACAGUCACUACUAGUACUGUUAAAACAACUACUACCCUGCCUGUUCCUGCUACCACCUUCGCAAGUACGACUAGAGCUGUCCCAGUCCCCAGGGCCAGUGACAACCCCGCAGACAAAGAUGAUUACUUUCCCCUGUCCCCUGUCCCUGCAUUGCCCAGUAGCAGCAGCACGGAUUCAGAUGAGGAGCAGCAUUUCUGUCCCCCUCACACCUGUCUGAAUGGAGGUACUUGUCAUUUGGACCAGCAUGGUCAGGUAGACUGCACCUGUCCACAUGGCACCUCAGGCAUGUAUUGUGAAAACCAUCACCCACCUUCACCACCUGAAGCUGAUAUCCCCAUGGUAACUGUCCCUGUCGACGCACCAGACAUCAGCUCACAUGAAGCAACCGCAACCUCAAUUCUGCUGGACCUCCACCGCUACAUUGAAAUGCGGCCCUUCAUCCGUGGAAUCCGCCUGACCUACCGCAAUCUGUCUGGGCCGGACCGCAGGCCAAUUCAACUCAGCCUGCCAGCAUCCUUCCCAGAGUACAGACUCAGAGGCCUGAAGCCCAACUCCACCUACUCUGUGUGUGCCAGUCCACUAGGUGCCCCCAGUGGCAUAGACAGCGUCUGCACUGAGGCCCACACGGCUCCUGAAACUGUCAGGGGCCAUGAUGCACAGUUUGACGACCAGAGGCUGACCACUAUGCUGGCGCCUGCAAUUGGCAUCUUGCUACUGCUUCUCCUGAUAGCAAUAGCAGUGGGAGUGGUAUGCUAUCUCCGCAGAAAGAGGGCCAAGGGCCACCUGGACCUGGACUGUGAGCCCUCCCAGCUAGAGCUGGAUGGAGUGAAGGCUGGUUUGGACAAUGGGGCACUGCCUCAAAAACAGCCCCAACUUACGAUCCCUGAACCUGCUGUUCAGAAUGGCAAUCUGGAAUAUGAGGUGUUGCUACUACAGGAUCACUGUACGUCGAAUAACAAUAUGACUUCACACAAGCCUUCCUACUUUUGACACCUGGCUUUGACUACCCAGACCUAAAGGAGGAUUUUAAUUCUUCAGCUCUGUUUCCCCCACUGGAGAAACAGAGAGAGCAGCACAUGCUGUUGUGAAAGUGGAGGACACAGUAUCAGCCAGCCAACCAGUAGAGGAGAAACUGGACAUAUAUUUAACUCGAUGCCCUCCAGUUGUCUAAGUAGACAUUAAACAAGUUCAAAAGCAUUUGUUUGGACUUUAAAAAGUGCCUCUUCUCCAUUUACAUGCUGCAUCCUGCUUCAGUAAUACUUCUUCCCUCACACGGCUGGACUGGCAACCUCUCAGCCCCCAUGCUAUGAUGCUGGGAGUGAUGAUGUGUUGUGCUUGGCUGAAACCUAGGGUAAAGGGACAUAGUGACCUCAGGCCCUCCUUUAUCUGUUCAUACAGGAGAGCGCACUGAAAUGAGGUUGCGCUGACCUUUUUCCACCACAACAGCCCAACUAAACACUAUCAGCAAUUGUUUUUGCUGCAUGUUGUAACUCUUCAGUACUACCCCAAAGGGAUCAGUGCUUGCUGUGAAUGACCUUUAAGACACCAAAUGAAGUUGUGCGGAGAAAAUAGCUGAUGCUUGUAUCGCUUUAUUUGGCUCUAAAACACUUGUGAUUAUUUUGUUUUGUACGUAUGUUUUUUUUAUACCUGUGUCUUUAUGUUAAUUUUUUUUUCAUUGUGCAACAUUGUGACUGUUAACAGCCCUCCACACCCUCCACCCCCACCUCUUGUGACUAACAGACAAAACAGCAGAUUAAAAUCUUUGAAGAUUAAAACUCGUUUGGUACCAGCAAAGUCAAUCAAAGGGCUUUGCCACCAGAAUGUCAGACAGUCUAAGUAGAUGUGAGUCUGGACAGACUCAAGACUAAAUCCCUCUUCUCGAUUCCGAAGCCCCCAGCCUGUUUUGCCAUCACAAAGGGAGAAGGCAAGCAGGAUUACAAAAUGUACAGAGGGAAGCAGUUGACCGAACCCCUUCUGUUUCAGUGCUGUACUGAGUUUCAGAGCUUGUCUUAAUUACAGUAAGCACUCACAUGACUAUACCACAGCAAAAGAGAACUUCAGAGACAUUAUUUAUUAUUUAUAUCGCCUGCAAGGGAAACUUUGUUUUAUCCUUCAACCACAAUUCACGUACAGCAUACUACUUGGCCUGGCCCACAACAAGCAAAAGCAAAUAGUGGUUGUGUAUUGUGUUUCCUUUGAGUAAAAAAAGCCUGCUCAGUGAAAUGUUGUGCACAAUUUCUCCUUGGCAAACAGGGUCCCAGUUUUGAGCACUUGCACCUAACCAGACUAUGGAAAGGCCAGAUACACAAGAGAAGCAGAGUUCAUGGUGUUUAUAUUGUUGUGCAGAGGACUUGCAAAGUGGGAAAUUUACAGGAAGGUUAUGAUGCAGACACAGAGCGCUGAGAUCCAAAUCUGUAUAAGGGGCAAAGAAGGACUCAAAGUAACCUUUGUGUGUGUGUGUGUGUGUGUGUCUGUGUGUGUGUGUGGAUCUUUCAACUUAAGUGCAAGUACGUGUUCUGUCUUGUGCAAAGACCUGCAGACAUCAAGUCACUAUCAGUUACCCCCUUUAUCUGCCCGCAUGGCUAGGACUACAUUAGGCCCCAAACAAUUCUACCUGUACACAAAACACACCAAAGACACAUCUGUGAAUGUCUGUAAAGUUGCCGACUUUAAGUAUUCCCAGUGCACAAUUAACAGUGCCCAGCUAACAAGAUUCCUCGAGAACCCAUACAAACAAUCAAGCAAUGCAACUGGAAUAUUUGUCUGUAACAUAGAAUACAUUGAAGAUGACCAAAAGUAUUUUCGAUGUGAUUGUUAAUUUUUCCCUGUUUAUUUUGGGAAGCUCUUUGUUGUCAUUUGUUGUUGUUGUUUUUUUAUUCCGUGAACAUAUUUGUACAAAUGGAAAAAGUGAUAUUAUCAUUAAAUGAAUAUCCAAAA
Molecule: messenger RNA, 6163 nt
Organism: Epinephelus lanceolatus (giant grouper)
Lineage: Eukaryota; Metazoa; Chordata; Actinopteri; Perciformes; Serranidae
Gene: vasnb
Product: vasorin b
Molecular function (GO): protein binding
Source: RefSeq, a predicted model, not a curated record